Messenger RNA from Gracilinanus agilis (Agile Gracile Mouse Opossum), 1283 nucleotides. It is a transcript of the gene NDUFA9, whose product is annotated as NADH:ubiquinone oxidoreductase subunit A9. NCBI's taxonomy places the organism in Eukaryota, Metazoa, Chordata, Mammalia, Didelphimorphia, Didelphidae. The coding region runs from base 29 to 1162 and encodes 377 amino acids. The transcript is spliced from 11 exons. Gene Ontology annotation, cellular component: mitochondrion. The record is from RefSeq and is a predicted model, not a curated record. Gene Ontology annotation, molecular function: protein-containing complex binding.
UCCUUGGAAAGUGGAAUUGUGGGAGAUCAUGGCGGCGGCCUUGGUCGCCCGGAGUCCCAGAGUCCUGACAAUGUCACGAUCUGGCAUAACUGCUGUAGCCACAUCUCUUUUUCUGGCCCAGUCUCACCGCCACCUUCAUCAUGCUGUUAUACCUCAUGGGAAAGGUGGACGCUCCUCAGUCAGUGGGAUUGUGGCUACUGUAUUUGGAGCAACAGGAUUCUUGGGUCGUUAUGUCGUCAAUCACCUUGGACGCAUGGGAUCACAGGUUAUUGUUCCCUAUCGGUGUGAACCUUACGAUUUCACAUAUCUUCGACCUAUGGGUGACCUUGGCCAGAUUAUUUUUCUGGAAUGGAAUGCCAAGGACAAAAGUUCUAUCCAGAGGGCACUGGAGCACAGUAAUGUUGUCAUCAAUCUCAUAGGACGAGACUGGGAAACUAGAAAUUUCGACUUUACAGAUGUCUUUGCAGACAUUCCUGAGUCAAUAGCCCAGGUGGCCAAAGAAGCUGGAGUAGAAACAUUUAUUCAUGUUUCUCAUCUCAAUGCUGAUAUCAAAAGCACUUCUAAAUACCUGAGAAAUAAGGCUGUUGGAGAGAAAGCAGUGAGAGAGGCUUUUCCUGAAGCCAUUAUCCUGAAGCCCUCUGACAUUUUUGGAAGAGAGGAUAGAUUACUCAAUUAUUUCGCAAACAACCGUUGGUUUGGUGGUGUUCCUCUCAUUUCGAUGGGGAGAAAUACAGUGAAACAACCAGUAUAUGUAGUGGAUGUAUCCAAAGCCAUUGUCAAUGCUAUUAAGGAUCCAGAUGCCCGAGGGAAGACCUAUGCCAUCACUGGGCCGAAUCGGUACCUCUUAUAUGAUUUCGUGCAGUAUAUCUUUGCUGUGGCUCACAGACCAUACCUUCCAUAUAGCAUACCACGUUUUGCCUAUCAAUUGGUGGCAAAAAUCUUUGAGAUGAGUCCCUUUGAACCUUGGACCACAAGGGACAAAAUAGAGCGAAUUCACAUCAGUGACAAGAAUUUGCCUCAUCUGCCUGGCUUAGAAGACCUUGGUGUUGAGCCCACUCCCUUAGAACUCAAAGCCAUUGAAGUUCUUCGACGUCAUCGCACUUACCGAUGGUUGUCUGCUGAACCAGAUGAAACAAAGCCAGCCAAAACAGUCAGCUUCUAAUGUUCCCCAGGCAGUCUUGUGUUUUCCAUUUGUUCAUGUGUAACUUGCCCAACAACUGAUUAUCUUCAGAGAAUUCUGUGCCCAAUGGAUCAGAUUUCUCAAUUAAAGCUUAUAAGAUUAA